AUGAGUCAAGUCUGUGAUGGAAAAUUUCCAAGUUUAACCAGAAAUACUGGUCAUAAUACUCAGAUUAAUAUCAAUAAGAUGGGACUUUAUGGUGCUGUAAGUUAUAUUAUUGGAAACAUUCUGGGAGCUGGUUUAUUUAUCACUCCAACGGCAGUUCUUGAACAAGUUGACUCGGUAGGUUUAUCUUUAAUCAUAUGGACUGUAGCAGCAGUAAUAUCAGUACUCGGAGCAUUUUGUUAUGUUGAAUUGGGUACCAGUAUUCGUACAUCAGGAGCUGACUUUGCUUAUUUAUGUUAUGUGAAAUGGUAUCCGUUGGCAUUUGCUUUCAUGUGCAUCGGAUCUCUCGUGAUUUUUCCAUCAGCACUUGCUAUUCAAACUCAAACUUUUAGCGAAUAUUUAGUAAAAGGUUUCCAACUAAAAAUAGCUGACGUAAAAACUGAGUUUUAUAUCAAGAAGCUCAUUGGGUUUUCAUUAUUAUGGUCAAUAAUGGCAUUAAAUUUUUUUUCGCUUAAAAUAUUUGUUUCUCGGUUUCAAAUCAUUGCAUCAGUCGCAAAAAUCGCAGCAACAGCUAUUGUUAUUUGUACAGGAUUUUAUUUACUCAUUUGGAAAGGUGAAACUCGAAAUUUGGAGAACGCAUUUCAAGGUUCAAGAUUCGCAUCAAGUAAUUUGUUGGCAGCCUUGUUUGCUGGCUUGUUUUCAUAUGAUGGCUGGGAUGUCCUGAACUUUGGGGCCGAGGAAAUUCAGAAGCCAAAGAAGACUAUGCCUUUGGCAAUAAUCAUUGGAAUGUCCGUAGUAGCAUUUGUCUUCCUGGCAACCAAUGUGGCAUUUUUUGUCGCUCUCACCACUGAUCAGAUGAAAUCUUCCGUGGCUGUCGCUGACACAUUUGCGGCUGCAAAAUUAGGUAAAUUAUAUUAUACAAUGCCUUUUCUCAUAUGCGUUCUGCUGAUCGGUUCUAUCAACUCAACGUUAUUUUGUGCUAGCAGAUAUUUGUAUGCAGCUGCUCGACAGGGUCAUCUGCCAGCUUUUUUAAGUUGUACUAAUACAGUACAUGAUAGUCCACGCGUUGCAGUGUUUGUCAUGCUCUCUUUCAUGCUAUCAUUUGCUGGUAACUUGUCUGAACUGAUCAGUUACAUUUCGUUUUGCCAAUGGCUUCAACGUUUCAUCACCAUUUCUGCGUUGUUAUGGAUUCGCUUCACGCAUAAACCUAUCCACCCUGAUGCUUUCCGGAACCCGAUAAUUGUACCAAUCUUAUUCUCAAGUAUCUGCACUGCUUUGGUUAGUUUCUUCAAAUAA
Thelazia callipaeda (thelaziosis nematode) is the source of this 1293-nucleotide messenger RNA. The record is from the annotation of a GenBank genome assembly. Lineage: Eukaryota; Metazoa; Nematoda; Chromadorea; Rhabditida; Thelaziidae.